Caenorhabditis bovis is the source of this 381-nucleotide messenger RNA. The record is from the annotation of a GenBank genome assembly. NCBI's taxonomy places the organism in Eukaryota, Metazoa, Nematoda, Chromadorea, Rhabditida, Rhabditidae.
AUGAAAAGAGUUGCAGACUGCGCUCCUCAUUGGACGGGAGCUGCUUGCGAUUGGCCGAUCUGCGUUCACGGACGGGCAGAUCCGUCAACAAAGUUAUGCAGCUGCUACAAUUACUACGCUCCGCCAUUUUGUAUUUCGUGUAUGCCAGGAUAUUGGGGAGAAUCAUGCGAUCGGCAACCAUUGAAAAGUGUGAAAUCGGCUAGCGAAUUCCCGAUCGCCAUUCCACCAGCUCUCGUCAAACCAUUAUUCAUCAGUAUCAUUCUUCUCAUAUUAUUCCUUAUUUGUUUCUGUAUAUACCGGCUUCGUCAAUAUGUUCUCGGACGUCGUCCACCGAAAUACGAAGACAUUGCGAAAGAUCUUCCACCGCCAUAUACCAACUAG